Messenger RNA from Eimeria necatrix, 1617 nucleotides. RefSeq lists its product as hypothetical. Bases 1 to 1617 code for a protein of 538 amino acids. The transcript is spliced from 6 exons. The record is from RefSeq and is a predicted model, not a curated record. Gene Ontology annotation, molecular function: protein binding. Lineage: Eukaryota; Apicomplexa; Conoidasida; Eucoccidiorida; Eimeriidae.
AUGGAUGACACGGCCCCAACGGCCCAGUACUGGGAUUUGGUGCACGGCAGGGGCCGCGUCGCCUACUUUAUCUCAACCCGAUAUUUACAAAAAAUACUUAAGCCAAUUUUGAGGCUGAGCGCCACGGACGCAGCAGCGCAGGUAUUGCUGGAAGGCGCACAUACAGCUGCCUUAACGGUGUAUGCCCCACGCAACAGCACGUCGCAGCAGCAAUCUCCGGAAGAGCAACAGAGGCGAUGUCGGCGUAUUGCGCAGCCUCUAGCCCCAGUGUCCCACACGCUUCUAGAGUUGAUGUGUGGCUCGCGUCCAACGCAUGUGCGUCUGCUGCACACGUGCGCAGUGUCGGGGUACGUGGGGGUCGACACCUCGCAGCGUGCGUUGCAUUUGGCCCGGGAAGCCUGCAAACUGCAAACGUUUACUGCAGCGGCCCAGAGCAGCAGAAAAUUAGUGUCAACAGCAACAAAAACAUCUGCAACAGAACCUGCAGUGGCAGCAGCAGCAAAGUGCGCUCAUGAGGGCCUUGGAAGUUGCAUGCUGUUGAGUCACGACUGUCGGAUGUUGAGUGAAGAGCUGCCACUGCUUCAGUCUCGGUUCAUUUUGCUUGUCGCUGGGCUAGACGACAUUAUCGCCCGCAGCACGACUGACAACACAGAUUCCCGAGGACCCUGUGAUGAGGCCGUCCUCCAAGUGCUACACUCUGCGGCAUUCGCUUUGCCUGUAGGAGGCACAUUGCUGCUCAUAGAGCCAACAAAACACUGUCCCGAGUUGCUUCUAAGCCUCUACAAAGCGCUGCAACACCCCGUGUUGUGCUGCCGUCUGCUGCUAUGCGAGAGAGCGGAGCUGGUUGGGCCCUCCCGUGAUGUUCUGUUACUGCGCCUCCGAAGACACGCGGAUGCUUCGAGGUGUAUUCGAGCUCUUGAGCAUCUGCACGCCAGCGAUAUUGCUAGACUAGCUGUAAGAAAGCCCUUUCGCUGCAGCCUCCAUGGAGCUCUGGAGGCGCCGCAGGCCGUUCAGCAUGCAGUGCCUCUGUAUUAUCGCCUGUCGCUCAUCCAACAAGCUGAAGAGAUGGCAUUUCUUCUCCUACAGGCAUGUAGAGAAGGCAACUUCCUCGCGACAACGAAGCUGCUUGCUUUGGGGGCAGACGUAAACCGCAGCAGCAAUGGCAGCAUCAGCGAGCCUCCUCUCCAUGCAGCAAUAACUGCAGGGGCUCCCGAUCUGGUAAACUUGCUGAUCCGCCAUGGAGCGCAACCAACUGAGAGCAUCCAGGGCGAUACUGCUUCUCUUGCUGCUGAAUUGCUGCUACAAGAGGCGGUUGAUGCAGGCCUCUGUCUUCCUGAGGAUUUAUGCUGUGCAAGCAGCAGCGACAUAUUAGCGGCCGGAAACGCUCACAAGGAAGCAGCGGUCCUAAGAAGCAUCCGAGUACUUUCUUGGGUGGAAGGCGAGAUAUGCAGGCUUAGUGGUGGGCCUCCCUGUGGCUGCUGCUGCACGGGAGAAGACUUCUUGCAGGCAGCAGCGGGGGUACCACCUGUCGCCUCCCUUAUUUGGCCAUUCGAAGACCCCUUAGAAGCUGCGCUGGGAGCGCACACUGCACCAGCUACAGAAGCUACAAUGCACUAG